Molecule: messenger RNA, 1669 nt
Organism: Meloidogyne enterolobii
Lineage: Eukaryota; Metazoa; Nematoda; Chromadorea; Rhabditida; Meloidogynidae
Source: the annotation of a GenBank genome assembly
AUGCCAUUAUCUUCAGAAUUAAAAUAUUUUCUACAUUUAAUAGCCUUUAUUUGUUGGAUAAGUCUUGUGGAAAUAUUUUAUGGUGUGUUGUCUUUUGAUUUUUUUAGAAAAUCAGACAACAAUUUUGAAGAUUUUGGAGAAGAAUUUAAUCCUAUUGAAAGAUAUGGCACUAUUGUGACUAUUUUGCUUUAUUUAAUUCGAUUAGUGUCUUUACUGGUUCUUCCUCAAUGUAUUUGCAAUUCACUUGGACUUGUUCUCUUCAAUGGUUUUAAAGACAAAAUAAAGCUCAAAUCAACGCCUUUAUUUGCUCCAUUUAUUUGUUUUAGAGUUGUUACUAAAGGAAAUUUUCCUGAAUUAGUUAAGAUGAAUCUCGAAAAAAAUCUUUUAACGUGUCAUGAAGCUGGACUUGAAAGUUUUAUUUUUGAAGUAGUAACAGACAAAUCAGUCAAUUUGCCCCAUUGUAAUCGAGUCCGCGAAGUUGUUGUUCCUUUGGAUUAUAGGACAAAAACUGGAGCAAAAUUCAAAUCUCGAGCAUUACAAUAUUGCUUGGAAGACAAAGUUAAUAUUUUUGGAGAUGAUGAUUGGAUUGUUCAUUUGGAUGAAGAAACACUCCUUUCUGUUAAUUCGGUGAACGGAAUUUUAAAUUUUUGUGAAGAUGGAAAACACCACUUUGGCCAAGGUGUAAUAACUUAUGCUCAAGGCGAAAUUGUAAAUUGGCUGACUACUUUAUCUGACUCUUUCAGGGUAGCUGACGAUAUGGGUAAAUUACGUUUUCAAUUUAAAGUGUUUCACAAACCCUUAUUUGGCUGGAAGGGAUCUUUUGUUGUUACAAAUGCUGGUGCCGAAAAGAAAGUUUCUUUUGAUCAUGGUCCUGAAGGUUCUAUAGCGGAAGAUUGUUUUUUCUCUAUGGUUGCAUUUCGUGAUGGUUAUUCUUUUGACUUUAUUGAAGGGGAAAUGCAUGAAAAGAGUCCAUUCACUUUUUGGGAUUUUCUUCAACAAAGACGACGAUGGUUGCAAGGAAUAUUUUUAACUGUUCAUUCAAAAUAUAUUCCUUUUCGAUGUAAAUUUUUGUUGGCAAGUUCACUUUAUGCUUGGGUUACUUUACCUUUAACAACUUUACAGAUUUUUUUAAAUCCACUUUUGCCUCUUCCAAAGGCUUUUGUACUUGAUUUUCUUGUUGCUUUUGUUGGCGCUGUAAAUCUUUACAUGUACAUUUUUGGUGUUAUCAAAUCAUUUUCACAUAAAUAUAGGUUCCUUUAAAAGAAUUUUUCGGGGUUUUUUUUGGCUAUUUCUGGACCACCACAUCCCUUUGGGCCACUAACCUCUUCCUCUUUUCAUUCCUCUGGAUUUUUGUUGGUGCCGUAAGUAAUCCCCUAGGGUAUCAACACCCCGCCUACCUCUCUGUGCCACUAGCCACCCUCUCUGAAUUUUUGCUGGACCACUAAACACCUCCUCCUGGCUUCUAAUCAUUUUUUGGAUCCCUAGCCACACUCUAUAUUUUAUUUUUAAAUUCAGAAACAAUUUUUGGAGAUUGCUCAUUUAUACAUUAGCUGCACUUGUAGCUAUUCCAUUUAAUAUUUGGAUAGAAAAUAUGGCUGUUUUAAUGGGUAUAUGUUCAAAUAAAUUUGAAUUUUACGUUGUAAACAAGGACACAAGAUUAAUUAAUAGC